Messenger RNA from Engraulis encrasicolus (European anchovy), 1526 nucleotides. Its product is annotated as rano class II histocompatibility antigen, A beta chain-like. Gene Ontology annotation, cellular component: membrane; MHC class II protein complex. The record is from RefSeq and is a predicted model, not a curated record. Gene Ontology annotation, biological process: antigen processing and presentation; immune response. Bases 312 to 1070 code for a protein of 252 amino acids. Lineage: Eukaryota; Metazoa; Chordata; Actinopteri; Clupeiformes; Engraulidae. The transcript is spliced from 4 exons.
ACUUCCGCAUUACAUGCGUUUAUCAUGAACAAAAUCUUUGUGACAGCACUCUAACUAAACAUUCUAUUUAUUGAUGCCUAUUAUUAGCCAGGCCAUGCCCUUCUAGUGACGCAACACCUUCAGCGUCUCGAAGAAGUCAAGUCAGGUCAAGUCUCGAAUCAGGCUAGCCUGUUCUCCUUCCUCCUUUCCAAGAGAAGUUCUGCUUAGGAACUACUGACAGCUGAAUGCUGAUUGGUCCUUUUCCACAUGAGUGCUUUUCAGUCCUCUCUUUCUCUCAGUGUGUUUCCCAGAGCCACUCAGAGUGCUAAAUCAUGGCCACAUUACAAUACUUUGUCUGUGCACUCAUCAUCCUGUCUCUGUCACUGGAUGGAGCCAAUGGAUAUUACUUCGCAUCGGAAGAUCAGUGCCAUUUCACCUCCCCAGACCAGUAUCUGGAGUUUACCCAAACCCUUUGGUUUAACAAGGCUGCAUUUAUGCGCUUUAACAGCACCUUGGGGGAGUGGGAGGGCUACACGGCAUUCGGAGUGCAGAUUGCAGCCCUGCGCAACAAAGAUAAAGCCUUUCAAACACGGAUGCGGGCAGAGAAGGAGAGAUACUGCAGGCGCAAUACCCAAAUUGAGAUUAUUUGCAUACUGACACAGACAGCUGAGCCAGAGGUGAAGUUGAGACUGACAAAGGCGUCCAGUAGUGGCCAUCCAGCCAUGCUGGUGUGCAGCGCCUACGACUUCUACCCAAAGCGGAUCAAGCUGACCUGGUACAGAGAUGGCAAGGAGGUGACUGGUGACAUGAUAUCCAGUGAGGAGCUGGCGGAUGGAGACUGGUACUACCAGGCCCACUCCUACCUGGAGUUCACUCCCAAAGCUGGAGAGAAUAUCUCCUGUGAGGUGCACCACACCAGCCUCAAGGAGCCUCUCGUGGUCCAUUGGGACUCCUCCAUGCCUGAGCCUGAGAGGAGUAAGAUUGCCAUUGGGGCAGCAGGCCUGGUGCUGGGGUUCGUCGUCACUGCUGCUGGCUUCAUCAACUACAAGAGGAAGUCUAGAGGUAUGUGGUGUUACUGUAGCGCUGUGUAGUGUUAUAAUGUAGAAGUGUGUAGUGUUACUGUAGAGUUAGAGUGUAGCUCUGUGUAGUGUUAUAAUGUAGAAGUGUGUAGUGUCAGAGUCUAGCGCUGUGUAGUGUGUGUAAUGUUGUAGUGUAGAUGUGUAGUGUUUACGUGUAGAGGUGUGUAGUGUUUCUGUGGUGUUAGAGUGUAGCGCUGUGUAGUGUUUAAGUGUAGAGGUGUGUAGUGUUUCUGUAGUGUUAGAGUGUAGCGCUGUGUAGUGUUUAAGUGUAGAGGUGUGUAGUGUGUGUAGUGUUAGAGAUGUGUAGUGUAACUAGUUUAGAGAGUAGAGUGUGUAGUGUCACUACACUUAGUCUUACUUAGAGUGGAGGAGUGUAGAAGUGUGUGUAGUAUUUUUGGCCCAAGUGACACACAACACACAUUAACCAUGCAAGGAUUAUCCCAGACCUAAGAGGUGUAAAAAAAUGAA